AUGGCGUCCAGUGAGGAUAAUAUCUUCAUCCCAGGCUUUAUCAUCCGCCUCCAGUAUGCUUGCUAUCUGUUUGUUGGGAUUCUCGUGACGUUGGUGUUUCGAAGCCUGAUGAGCUCCCUCUUCAAUGGGAUUUCAUUUCUUCAGCAAGGCUGCACGUUUAUCGCCGGAAACUCGGACGUGACGUUGCGAAAAGAGUGCGUGAGUGAGAUGGUGGUGUAUCGUGUGAGUUUUUCCCUCGCCGUCUUCUUUUUUUUCCACUGGCUGAGUGUAUCAGACCUAACGUGCUGCAUCCAGAGUAGCGCCCGGGCGGAGCUCCAGUCGAGGUUUUUCUACAUCAAGUCGUUGUUGCUCGUUUUGAUUUUCAUCCUCACCUUCUUCAUCCCGAACAGCUUUUUUGCGAUGUACGCGUACGUUUGUCUGUUUUGCUCGGCCUUUUUCCUCCUCAUCAACGUGGUCUUUCUCGUCGACUUCUCUUAUCAAUGGAGCGAUGACUGGAGCGAGCGGGCGGAGUCGAAUGAGAAGUGGAUGUGGUACCUGUUCGGUAUCGCCGUGGGUAGUUUCGUGCUCGCGAUCCUUAUUAACAUCGCCUCGAUCUACGUCUACGUCCCGCACGCGGAUUGCAAUUUGAAUGCGUUCGUGAUCACCGUCGUCGCCGCGGGCGCGCUCGUUUACACCGUGUUAUCAAUCUGGGUGCCGCACGGCUCGAUCGUACCGAGUUGUUUGGUUUUUCUCUACACCAGCGGGGUUCUUUUCCUGACGUUGCGCACCAUCCCGAGCGAUUAUUGCAACCGCUACGGCAGCGCCGCGUCGUCGGGGACGUCGUUGAAACAGAUGAUUUUCGGCAGCCUGGUAACGAGUUUCACGCUCGCCUACACCGUGAUCUCCUCCAGCGGCAGCGGGCGCGCCCUCAACGUCGGAUUGGAUGAUCAAGACGAGGAGGAGGAUCCGGAUCGCAGCGGGCACCUCUCGCAUUACAUGUUUUUUUAUUUUAUUAUGACGCUCGGCUCGAUGUAUCUCGCGAUGCUCGCGACGGAUUGGCGGGUGAGCGGGGCCGGGCAGGAUACCUUUAUCGGGAGUGUGAAUAUCGCCUUUUGGGUGCGAACGGUGGCGUUGUGGAGUGCGAUGUUCUUGUAUAGUUGGUCCCUCGUGGCGCCUUAUACCUGCUGCAAAGGACGAGACUUUGGAUUCUCCGUGGAUGAUGAUUGGUUGUGA
Molecule: messenger RNA, 1212 nt
Organism: Phytomonas sp. EM1
Lineage: Eukaryota; Euglenozoa; Kinetoplastea; Trypanosomatida; Trypanosomatidae
Source: the annotation of a GenBank genome assembly